This is a messenger RNA of Rhipicephalus sanguineus (brown dog tick), 441 nucleotides long. RefSeq lists its product as uncharacterized. The transcript is spliced from 4 exons. The coding region runs from base 1 to 441 and encodes 146 amino acids. The record is from RefSeq and is a predicted model, not a curated record. NCBI's taxonomy places the organism in Eukaryota, Metazoa, Arthropoda, Arachnida, Ixodida, Ixodidae.
AUGGGGCUGGGAAACAAGCUGGACUAUCUGUUGACGGCCGACGGAGUUCUCAACUUCUUCGAAGUGUGCGUGGGCUGCGUACUGCUUUACCAGCUGCGCACUGGUCCCGUGGUGUCCUCGGGCGAUGCAGGUCGGCGCCACUGGGUGGCCGCGCUUCAGUUGAGCGCCUUCUCGUUCACCUGCAACGCGGCGCAGCUUCUCGUCGCUGCAUGCCUGUCGCCCACCACCGGAUACCUCAUGCACCACAUGCUAUACUACGCCGUGUGCCUGGCGUCUCCGGCCGCCACCUACGGAGCCAUCAGCUUCGCGCUCGUCCGACAGGAGGGAACGUUCACACCUGUCACGAUGUUGGCUUCUCUCGGCGCAGGACUCCAUUUCGUCCACCUCGUCAACGUGCUGUCCGAGAACAGAAGCCAGAACAACUACAAGCACAACCUGUGA